Messenger RNA from Caenorhabditis elegans, 1092 nucleotides. It is a transcript of the gene sft-1, whose product is annotated as SURF1-like protein. The coding region runs from base 32 to 1003 and encodes 323 amino acids. The record is from RefSeq and is marked reviewed. Gene Ontology annotation, cellular component: membrane; mitochondrial inner membrane. The transcript is spliced from 6 exons. Lineage: Eukaryota; Metazoa; Nematoda; Chromadorea; Rhabditida; Rhabditidae.
CAGGUGGCCCCACGGACAGCAGCAGCAGCAGAUGCCCCUCCCAGCAGCCGCUUUUGCACGGAUUUUGGUUGUCAGUAGGCAACGGCUAUUCAAUACAAGGAUAAUACAUACAUCUGGCAGUGGAUAUUCAAUUACUCAAUGCCGUUUUUAUAAAACAACUCCUUGCCUCACCCACAAACAAUCCCAAAUUCUCGACCUAGACGCGCCAAAAUCACGUGAAAACCGGGAAAAGGAUGGCGGGAAGUCGAAAAAAUCGAAAAAAUCGAUUAAAUGGAGCACGGGCUCCGUUCUGAUGCUCACAAUACCCGUUUUCGCUUUUUCGUUGGGAAUUUGGCAGACUUUUCGCCUGAAAUGGAAGUUAGACCUGAUUGAGCAUUUGAAAGGGCGACUGAAUCAAACUGCACAGGAAUUACCUGAAGAUUUGAGUUGUGAAUCCCUCGAACCCCUCGAAUACUGUAGGGUUACUGUAACCGGCGAGUUUCUCCACGAAAAGGAGUUCAUCAUCAGUCCCCGAGGUCGUUUCGACCCCGGAAAGAAGACCAGCGCCGCCGCCGGCUCAAUGUUGUCUGAAAAUGAAAUGAGCAGUCAUGGAGGACACCUAAUCACUCCGUUUAGACUGAAAAAUUCGGGAAAAAUAAUCCUAAUCAACCGUGGAUGGCUUCCAAGCUUCUACUUUGACCCGGAAACCCGCCAAAAAACCAAUCCACGUGGCACCCUUACCCUGCCGGCAAUCGUCCGAAAAACCGAGAAACGGCCCCAAUUCGUAGGCCAAAAUGUGCCGGAACAAGGUGUUUGGUACUAUCGGGACCUGAAUCAAAUGGCUAAACAUUAUGGAACAGAGCCAGUGUUGUUAGAUGCAGCUUAUGAAACUACAGUGCCGGGUGGUCCAAUUGGUGGUCAAACCAAUAUCAACGUUCGGAAUGAGCAUUUGAACUAUUUGACGACUUGGUUCACACUCACUUUGGUCACAAUGCUCAUGUGGAUUCAUAAAUUCCGGAAAUAAUAUUUUUUCCUUCUGACGGGUUUUAUUUAGCUUUAUUCAGUUGUUUUUUUUUGUAGAAUUUUUAGAUUUAUAAAUUUUUGAAAAUUUUU